AUGUCCGACGUACCACCAACCGAGUCCAUUCCCAAACCAGAGGAACCUAAAGAACCACAACAGUCUCCUCAGCAACCUCAGUUCCAGCAAGUACCUCCGAAUUACUACCAAUUUCCACCUCAAGGUUACUACCCACCACAAGGCUUCCCGAACUACCCUCCUCAGCCUAUGCCUUACUUCCCCAACCCUUGGAUGUUUAUGCAAAACCCUGCCCCACAAUUCCAAUUCCAAUCUCAGUCCAAGAGAGACCAAGACUUCGAAGAAGGUCUGAACCGCUUACGCAAAGAGUAUGCUACAGCUCCAAUUGAGAGAAAGUUGUUCCCGGACCAAAAAAUAAUGUUUAGGUGA
Molecule: messenger RNA, 348 nt
Organism: Trichomonas vaginalis G3
Lineage: Eukaryota; Parabasalia; Trichomonadida; Trichomonadidae
Exons: 1
Coding region: 1-348 (115 amino acids)
Source: RefSeq, a predicted model, not a curated record